AUGGUUGUAUGGGACUCUGAGCUAGAUAUGCGGCAUAGGCCCUUCAGCACUGUCUGCCAGGCUGCUCCAUCAGUCAUCAUCACUGGCGGAGGUGCAGCCGGGCUGACAGCAGCAUACUUUGCAGCCCUGCAAGGAGCAGAGGUCACCGUGCUUGAGCGAACCCGGGAGGCUGGCAAGAAGAUCCUCAUCUCUGGCGGAGCCCGAUGCAAUGUGCUGCCCAUGGAGGUGGACGUGCAGAGGGACUUUGUCACGGAGUCCAGCCCCUCAGCCCUGCGCGCCAUCUUCGCCUCCUGGUCCCUGGAAGACUGCAAGCACUGGCUGGAGGAUAACAUAGGGCUGGCGCUGGCGACAGAGCAGGAGAACAUGAAAUACUUUCCGGCCUCAAACUCUUCGAGGGAGGUCCGGGACCGGCUGGUUGCGGCCUGCACCAGCCGAGGAGUGCGCAUCCUGUGCAAGGCCAGCGUGGAAGGCCUGAGCAGGCAACCUGGUGGCGGCUGGCGCUGCUCGCUCGCGGACGGCUCACACCACGACGCCGACAGCAUCGUGGUGGCGACGGGCGGGCUGAGCUUUCCAAAGAUGGGCACAGACGGCACGGGGCACCGCAUAGUCGGGGCGCUCGGCCACUCGCUGAAGCCUGUCUACCCAGCGUUGACUCCGCUCAAGGGGCGCCAUCCCGCCGGCAGCCAGCUGGCAGGCCUGUCGCUGUACGAUGUGGAUCUGCAGUGCUCGGCGGCCGCCGCGGCCGCCAAGGGGAAGAAGAAGGGGCAGCGAGCGCAGCGCAGCGCAUUCCUGUUCACGCACCGCGGCUACAGCGGACCCAGCGUCCUCGACCUCUCACACUCCGUCACCCGGGCGCUUGAACGCGGCACGCCACUGCCAAGGCUGAGCGCGAAUUGGCUGGGCGACAGCCGCGCUGACUGGGACGCCCGCCUGGCGGCCGGGCCGGGCUCCUCCAGCGUUCCCUCCCUCCUGCGCAAACAUGGCGUGCCGCAGCGGCUCGCCGAGGCUUUAUGCGCCGAGGCCGGCGUCUCGGACCGGCGAGUCGCAGAGCUGCGCAAAACAGAGCGCGCUGCUCUGCUGGAGAGUUUGACCGAAUACCCGUUGGACUAUGACGGACAUGAGGGGUAUGCCAAGGCAGAAGUUACAGGAGGGGGCAUCCCCUUGUCAGAGGUGGACUGCAGCACGAUGGAGAGCCGCGUGCUGCCGGGGGUGCAUCUCUGCGGAGAGAUCCUGGACGUCUUUGGGCGUAUCGGGGGCUUCAAUUUCUACUGGGCAUGGCUGACUGGACGCCUGGCUGGCAUGCAUGCAGUGCGCAGCGUGGACCAAUAA
This is a messenger RNA of Coccomyxa subellipsoidea C-169, 1329 nucleotides long. RefSeq names its product HI0933-like protein. The transcript has 10 exons. NCBI's taxonomy places the organism in Eukaryota, Viridiplantae, Chlorophyta, Trebouxiophyceae, Coccomyxaceae. The record is from RefSeq and is a predicted model, not a curated record. Bases 1 to 1329 code for a protein of 442 amino acids.